AUGACCCGCGGGAGAAAUAAUUGGACAUGCGAGGAUGAUCACAAACUAAAAGUACUAUACAAAUUAUAUCAAGGUCAACCGAAUUUAUGGCGAAUUAUCAGUCAUUGGUUUCCAAAACAAAAUUCUAAAACGUGUCGUGAACGAUGGAUUUUUCAUACGGAUCCAGCAAUAAACCAUUUACCGUUUACAUACGACGAACGACAAUACAUACUAUCUCGAGUAAAUCAACCUGGAACUACAGAUUGGGUAGUAAUAGCAGACGAAUUAUCGAGUCCACAAGCACGGAGAACAUCUUUACAGUGUAAAAACUUUGUGAACAAUCGUCAACGACGAAUAGAGGGUGAAGUUAAAAGACUCACAGAUCAAUAUAAGAAGUCUGGUGAUCGAAUGAGUUUAGGAUUUAUUUUGAAUUAG
Molecule: messenger RNA, 414 nt
Organism: Ambispora gerdemannii
Lineage: Eukaryota; Fungi; Glomeromycota; Glomeromycetes; Archaeosporales; Ambisporaceae
Source: the annotation of a GenBank genome assembly